Molecule: messenger RNA, 1261 nt
Organism: Eruca vesicaria subsp. sativa (arugula)
Lineage: Eukaryota; Viridiplantae; Streptophyta; Magnoliopsida; Brassicales; Brassicaceae
Source: the annotation of a GenBank genome assembly
GAAACCUCUGGUCUCAUCACACUUCUCUAAAUCCUCCAAACAUCACGUGCUUCUCACAUGGCUCCGGAGCUUACACAAACCAACACCGCCAAAUCCUCCGUGAUGAUAACAAAACCGUCACCGCCAGGCCACAGCGAUCGAGCCUACGUGACAUUCCUCGCCGGAAACGGUGACUACGUGAAAGGAGUCGUAGGUUUAGCCAAAGGACUAAGAAAAGUCAAGUCAGCGUAUCCACUCGUCGUGGCGAUAUUACCAGACGUUCCAGAAGAGCACCGUCGUAUACUUGUGGAACAAGGUUGUAUCGUCCGUGAGAUCGAACCGGUUUACCCACCUGAGAACCAAACUCAGUUUGCCAUGGCUUAUUACGUCAUCAACUACUCCAAACUCCGUAUCUGGAAGUUUGUGGAGUAUAGUAAAAUGAUAUACUUGGAUGGAGACAUUCAGGUUUAUGAUAACAUCGAUCACUUGUUUGAUCUCCCUGAUGGCUAUUUCUAUGCGGUGAUGGACUGUUUCUGUGAGAAAACAUGGAGCCACACGCCGCAAUACAAGAUUGGAUACUGCCAACAGUGCCCUGAGAAAGUCCAGUGGCCAAAGGCCGAGCUUGGAGAGCCACCGGCUCUUUACUUCAAUGCGGGGAUGUUCGUGUUCGAACCAGGCCUUGAUACUUACGAGGAUCUGCUAAGAACACUUAAGGUCACUCCCCCUACUCCUUUCGCUGAACAGGAUUUUCUGAACAUGUAUUUCAAGAAAAUAUACAAGCCGAUUCCUUUGGUUUACAACCUUGUCCUAGCGAUGCUAUGGCGUCACCCAGAAAAUGUGGAGCUCGAUAAAGUCAAGGUGGUUCACUACUGUGCAGCUGGUUCGAAGCCAUGGAGAUACACAGGGAAGGAGGCGAAUAUGGAGAGAGAAGACAUCAAAAUGUUAGUGAACAAAUGGUGGGAGAUUUACAAGGAUGAUUCCUUGGACUACAAGAAAUCAGAAGCAGAGUUCGAGAGAGAGGCUGAUCUAGUGAAUCUGAAGCCAUUCAUCAACGCUCUUAGUGAAGCUGGACGGGUCAAGUAUGUGACUGCACCGUCCGCUGCUUGAAUGUCAAAAAUUGUCGGUGAGGUAGAUUCGGUUUCUGCGGAGCAGCAGGUGGAUUAUGAGAGUUGUGUUGUAUCGACAACCACACAUGCUGUCUCUGGUUUCAUGUGCUUUUGAGGUUGACGUGUGCUUUUUUUUUUUUUUUUUUAAUUUUCGAGUGUGUUGUGAUGAAUUUUUG